This is a messenger RNA of Colletotrichum higginsianum IMI 349063, 1098 nucleotides long. Its product is annotated as Major facilitator superfamily transporter. The record is from RefSeq and is a predicted model, not a curated record. The transcript is spliced from 2 exons. Gene Ontology annotation, biological process: transmembrane transport. Bases 1 to 1098 code for a protein of 365 amino acids. Gene Ontology annotation, molecular function: transmembrane transporter activity. Gene Ontology annotation, cellular component: membrane. Lineage: Eukaryota; Fungi; Ascomycota; Sordariomycetes; Glomerellales; Glomerellaceae.
AUGAACAUCGCCCUCAAAGAAGCAAUGCCGGAGGCCUUGAUGGUCCGGAGCGCCCCCUCCCAUCCAGCCUCCGGAAUCGAGAUGCUCCCUCUUGACCCAUCAGCGAGCGCCCCGAAACAAAACCCUCUCAAGCAGCAUGCGGGUCUCGCGCCAACAUGGGAAGCGGCCCCUCCGCAAGGCUCGCCCGCCCGCAACGUCUCCGUGGCCAAGAGCGUCACCGUCAUCGUCACCCUCGCGGGCAUCAACUUCCUCAACACCAUGGGCUCGGGGAUCCUCAUCGCCGCCCUCCCGCGAAUCGCCGAGGACGUCGGCCUCGACGAGAGCCUGGUCCUCUGGCCCGCUGCCGUCUACAGUCUCGCCGCUGGCUGCCUGCUCCUCAUCUUCGGCGCCGUCGCCGACGUCGUCGGCGCCAAGCUCAUGUGGCUGACGGGCAGCUACCUCUGCGUCGUCUUCACCGUCGCCGUCGGCCUGUCGCGGACAGGCAUCCAGAUCAUCCUGUUCCGCACGUGCGCCGGCAUCGCCAUCUCCGCCUGCUUGCCGACCGCCAUGGCUUUCAUCACCAAGACGUUCCCCAAGGGCGGCUGGCGCAACGUUGCGUUCUCGAUGAACGGCAUUGGGUACCCGCUGGGCUACGCGCUCGGCCUGGUCCUGGGUGGCAUCUUCACCGACACCAUCGGGUGGCGGUGGGCGUACUACAUGAUGGCCAUCCUCAACUUCUGCCUGUCGACGGCGGCGAUCUGGUCUCUGCCAUCGGUGUACCAGCCAUCAGAGAAGAAGUGGACGCGCCGGCUGGCGGAAGACAUCGACUGGGCCGGUGCCGUGAUCAUGAGCGCCGCGCUGGGCCUCUUGUUGUACGUGCUGGCAAUGACGACGUCCUCUUACACCAAGAUUGGAGACCCGGCGAACAUUGCUCUCCUCGCUGUAGCGGUCGUUCUGCUGGUUGCGUUCCCCUUCUGGAUGAACCUGCAGACCACAAAGGGUCGCCCGGCUCUCAUCCCUAAUCGCCUAUGGCGCAACGCCUCCUUUGCGUCCAUCUGUGUGUCCAUUUUCUUGUGCUGGGCCUCGCUCAACGCCAUGCAAUACUUCAUCAUGCUCUAG